Penicillium expansum is the source of this 588-nucleotide messenger RNA. RefSeq lists its product as uncharacterized. NCBI's taxonomy places the organism in Eukaryota, Fungi, Ascomycota, Eurotiomycetes, Eurotiales, Aspergillaceae. The transcript has 2 exons. Bases 1 to 588 code for a protein of 195 amino acids. The record is from RefSeq and is a predicted model, not a curated record.
AUGUUAGUCCAAAAUGUCGACUGCGGUGUGUGCGGUGUGCGCGGUCACCGCACCCACGACCACUGGCGACAUGCCCAAGGCAGCGCCAAUGCCGGGCAAGGAGCCCCAGUCAUCAACAUCGCUGGGUCGGUUUUCGGUGGGGUCGCGGGAGUGGGCUCCACGACCACCAAUUUGGCCUGGGGCCGGGGCCGUGGCGGAGGCCAGAACCGAGGAGGGCGGGGCAGUGGGUGGGGAGGAGGAAGAGGAAGAGGACGAGGGGCCCUGUUGCCAAGGGCCAAUGCAGACCACCCCGGCCGGCUGGAACGGCUGGAGGCUGCAUUUUCCCAGCAGCAGGAGACCAUUGCUCGCCUCCAGCAGGAGAAUGCCGAGCUGUCGCGCCUGCGACUCCAAGAGGGGAGCGCAGAGCAGGUCAAUGAGGAGCCGACUGCUGCUCUCUCUAUCGCAGACGGCCUUGAUGCUAGAUUCGACAUCAACAUACAUGUAUCUCGACUCCGAGGCAGAGGAGAUGACGAAGAGUCCCUCUCAGUAGAUGUAUCGGGAUGUUCGGAUGGAUCAUCCUUUAUUAGUGCAUAUCUCCAGAUCCUGUAG